AUGGGUUUGCAUGAGGAAUCCGACUCGACGAUGACGCCAGCGAGCAGUGCUAGUGAAGGUGUUAGAUCCGAUGGUCCGUUUGAUUGCAAAGUUUGCGGGGCUCCCUCGAGCGGAGAGUUGUUUGGAGUUCAGUCUUGUAGGGCUUGUAAGUCAUCAAUUCAGUGUUGCUUGGAAAUCCGUUUCUACGUAUCUCUAACUAUGGUGCAAGGCUCAAAGUUGGAUGAUUUUAAAAGAAAAAAUAAGAUUGCUUUCUUUGUAAGACAUGUGAGAGAUUUCCAGCUUUAAAAACGGUUAAAAUUUACAGGGGAAGUACUCCAAAUGCGACGCUCAGAUUUUGAUGAAACUUGGCACAGAUUUAGAAUAAUUUUUUCUAAAAUAUAUGCGAGAAUCCUAGCUCGCACUUUGCAGAAACAACCGAGAUUUUUAGGUCGAAAGUCGGCGAAAAGUUGACACCUUUUGCCGAAUUUCGGCACGAAAAGUUUCGUGCCUAUUUCUACAAUAGAGGGUAAUGUUUUCACAAAAAAUCUUUUUUUUCCGAGCGAAACUGGCAAAGUUAUGGCCAAAAAGUGUUUUUUUCUCUAACCGUUCUCCGCGUUUAGCGUACUCUCUCAUCGGCAAAGAUCGUUCAAUAUCUCGGCGGCGCUUGUAAAUGGCAAGCUAAAACUUUCAGCAAUUGAUGCUUAGUUCAUGUCCGAUGUGUGUGCAAAAUUUAAAGAAAAUGUGAGCGUUACACUUGGGGUAUUACGCUUUUUCAAAAGUGCAGACACAUUUUCCGGCUUUUUUUGCACCGCACAGUGCAAGUUUCGUGUUCCCCGCGCGACGCGAUCCGAUUCGAAACAUUUUGCACUGUGCAAUUUCAAAAAAAUUCGCGCCGGCUCCGUUGAGAAAAGCUUGCGUCGCAGCGAUAUCCGGUUGCACAGUGCAAAAGAUCAAAAUGCACCCCGCAAAAGGGGGUUUUGUGCACGGUGCGGCCCACGACAAAAUGUGUCUGCACUUUUGAAAAAGCGUAAUACUUUCCUUGUUAGCUUAUCUGUUCUAAAAAGAGAGCCAAAUGUUAUACGAACACAUUUCCCAAUUUUUCAGGCGGUGCAUUUUUUCGCCGGACGGUUGCGGAGAAAAAGAAGUACAGAUGUAAUCAUGAAAAGCGGAGGGAAAUUACGUCAGGUAGGAUAGGCUCGAGAUAGCUGAACGAUGACAAAUGUUUCGUAACAUCGCCCACUCGAUGAUGAAAUUUGGAUAUUUCAGAGAUUCGAAACUUUUGCCGGAAAUGCCGAUUCGACAAGUGUUUAAAAGCCGGAAUGAGGGCAGAGAGUAAGUAGUUUUUACUACAAAGAUAACAGCAUAAAGUUCAUUAUGUACACUACAUACGUAUGUAUUUCUUAAGAAGUCCAACUGACCCGUGACAAGACUCGAAACAUCAUAAGUUCAAUUGCGACGUCAAAAAAAAUAUGGCCGAGCCCUCCGGAGCCUCGUAUUUUGGACCGUCUCAUGGAGGGUUACAAGUUGUAUACCAACGCUCACAAGUCAAUAUUCGCUGCAAUGUACCCAGAACUCACGUUUGCGGAUGCCGCUCCGAUGGUUGAGAUCCCAAUCUUUGAGAAAUUACAACUGGACAAGGCCAUCAUGCCGAACAUUUACAUCGUGCUCAGAGACUUCUUUUCGCCGUACGCGGCGAAGAUGGCGAGCGCGGACAAAGUGAGCAUUAGGAAUACUGUAUUCAAUAGUGAAGGUAAUAAUACUGUAUUCCAUUCAGAAAGAUGUCUCCAAGAUCUUCAUACGGCGCUUCAUCCAAAUGGACCGCGCCUACCUGACGUCGGUCUACUUCCCGGAGGAUGCGGACGAUCGGAUAGCCAACUCGCACAACCACUUCAUGCGCUACAAGAACAUCAAGUUCGCGGAGGAAGAGGAUGACUUUAGGAAGAUCAUGGACCAUAAUCUUACGGGGUAUAUAGUAAUUCAUAAGUAACGGUUUUGAGAUUGAUCCAUACGUACGCAAAACUUGAUAUUUUUAGGGCCUUUACACCCUAUGGAAAACGGAUGAGAAGGUUAUGCAAAAAAGUGAAGAAACUCCGGCUGGAUGUGGCGGAAAUGGUGGGAGUUAUGGGGAUUCUAAAUUGUGAAGAAGGCAGGUGACCGUUUGAUAAAUAUAGCGUAUGCUUACAAGGAAAGUACCCCAAGUGGGACGCUCAGAUUUUCUUUAAAUUUUGCACACAUGUCAUGAACUAGGUAUCAAUUCUUGAAAGUUUGAGCUCGCGCUUUGCAAGCGCCACCGCGAUACUGAACCGUCUUUGCCGCCAAGAGAGUACGCCAAACGCGGAGAGCGGUCAGAGAGAAAAACGCUGUUUGGCCAUAACUUCGCUAGUUUCGCGCGGAAAAAAUUGAUUUUUUGUAGGAACAUUACGCUUUACGGUAGAAAUAGGUAUGAAACUUUUCGUGCCGAAAUUUGGCAAAAAGUCCGCAAUUUUCGUCGAAUUUCUAUCUAAAAAUCUCGGUUGUUUCUGCAAAGCGCGAGCUAGCAUUCUCGCAUAUAUUUUAAGAAAAAUUGUUCUAAAUUUGUGCCAAGUCUCAUCAAAAUCUGAGCGUCGCACUUGGGGUAUUUCCCUGGUUAAAAAAAAAGAACCCAUUGUUACUAAAGUGUCUUUACAAUUAGUCGCAAACUUCCCAAACAUACGAUAAUUCCAGUUUACAUCCGAACAAGUUGUAAGCAAGCCCUGGAAGAGAGGGGUCAGCUGCUGAAAGAGUUGCACAGCUACAUCCGAAGGAAAGGCUUUCCCGACUCGGACAUUCGGUUUGGCCAGUUACUCUUGCUGAACAGAGACGUGGAGCUAGUCGCAUUAACGUUUUGGGAGUGCAUUUAUUUGGGAAUGGUGACUGACGACGGCUACAAAGAAAAAAUCGAUCAGCUGAGGGAGUUGCUGGAGAAAUUGUAA
Bursaphelenchus xylophilus (pine wood nematode) is the source of this 2930-nucleotide messenger RNA. The record is from the annotation of a GenBank genome assembly. NCBI's taxonomy places the organism in Eukaryota, Metazoa, Nematoda, Chromadorea, Rhabditida, Aphelenchoididae.